GUGGGUUCUGAUCUGAUGACCGCAGCAUGUUGGGACACGAAUCCGACCGAGCCAACGAGUAGAAAUAACCAAUGAAACAUCGACAGCAUCAUGAAUAAAGGAGUUCAAAACAAGCUCGCGGUUGACGACUGGGCGCGCGCACAGAGGACGUUCUGGGAAGUUCGGACCCUCAAGUGAGUCCCGAACGAGGCGGGACCAGAGCCCAACGAGAGACAAAGAACUUCCUGAGUGUGCAGGGUCAUCCUCCUGGUCUUAGUCCUGGUCCUGGUGGUCGUCCCAUGUCGGGCCACUGAGGGCUGGACGCGUCCAAUGACCUGCCAGUCCUCCGAGGCGUCGGGUGAGAGCAACCCAGGAGUGGGGGCGGCCUCCAGGAGGACUGUGGAGUGUGACGAGAGCCGUGUCUCCUUGGCCAUGAAGGAAUUGAACAGCACAGGCUGGUACUGGGGAAGCCUGAGUGCCAACCAGGCCAAAGAGAUCCUGCAGGACGCAGCCGAGGGAACCUUCCUAGUGCGGGACAGCUCUCAGAGGGACUACCUGUUCACCAUCUCUGCCAUGACGUCGGCAGGUCCCACCAACCUCCGCAUCGAGUACCAACACGGCAAGUUCAAGCUGGACUCUGUGCUUCUGGUCAGACCCAAACUCAAGCAGUUUGACAGCGUGGUCCACCUGGUGGAGCACUACGUCCAACUGUCCAAGACCGGCCACAAGAAGGCGCCCGAGUCUCAGCCCUCCACGCCACGUAACGGCACAGUGCCGCUGCUCCUCACCCGGCCUGCCUACGCCACCAUCCCGCCGCUGCAGCACCUGUGUCGCGUCACCAUCAACAGAAGCGCAGGGCGGGUCCGGGACCUGCCCCUGCCCAACAGACUAAAGGACUACGUGGCCGACUACACCUACAAUGUGUAGCACGAUCAGCUGACUGGUUCUGAGGCUGCCAGGACACCAAAAUGUUCCAUGAUCACAGCGUCACAUCAUUCCACAGCGUCUUUUUCCUGCUUUGUCCAGGUCAAAGGGCAGGUGACUCUACCUUGAAACACAAGCGUGUGUGUGUGGUACAGAUGCCGACCAUUGUUGUGUCCUCGGCGUUGGGUCCUGAUGGACAGAUAGCUUGAUAGCAGCAGACGUCUGACCUCAUGCACAAAUGCUGAUGAUCUGAUAUUUAAAUAAAACAAACGUGACUGUUUGAUUUGCUGCACGGA
Messenger RNA from Doryrhamphus excisus (bluestripe pipefish), 1199 nucleotides. RefSeq names its product suppressor of cytokine signaling 2 (gene socs2). The record is from RefSeq and is a predicted model, not a curated record. Gene Ontology annotation, biological process: phosphatidylinositol phosphate biosynthetic process; intracellular signal transduction. NCBI's taxonomy places the organism in Eukaryota, Metazoa, Chordata, Actinopteri, Syngnathiformes, Syngnathidae. Gene Ontology annotation, molecular function: 1-phosphatidylinositol-3-kinase regulator activity. Gene Ontology annotation, cellular component: phosphatidylinositol 3-kinase complex.